AUGGGUCCCGUCCGACUUACGGCGUCCAAUGACUCCACUCCUGUCGCCCUGUCGCCCUGUCGCCCUGUCUCCCUGUCGCCAGCGGGUCAAGCUUGCCUUGUCAAGUCAAUUAUGUUCCGCUUGCAACUCAUUCGACAAGCAGCUCGCGCUGCGACUGCGAGAGCUUCUUCGUCUCCCAUUGCCUCUCGUACACCGCCAGCUUUAUCCACCCAGAGAUUCAUCUCCAGCACUCCCCCCCUGGCCCGCGAUGAGAAGAACACAGAGGAGGAACACGAAGGCUCCUUCGCCCGGACUGAUCCAUCCGUCGAAGUAGAAUACCCCGAUGAGGGCGAUCUUCCAUCCAGCGCUCCGGUGCAAGGCAGAGGAGGCAUGCAUUUCAGGCGUACGCUGGCCUCUUUCUCGCUCGAGGGAAGAGUCGGUGUGGUGACGGGAGGAGCUCGCGGCCUGGGCCUGGUAAUGAGUCAAGCCUUGGUGAUCAGCGGUGCGGAUGUAGCUAUUGUCGAUUUGAACAAGGAGGAAGCAGAGAAGCAAGCCGCACAACUAGUCGAGGCCUUCGUGAAGGAGAACCCAGGCGCAGAGAAAGUCCCUAAGGUAACAGCCCACUACGCGGACGUCUCAUCUCAGGAUUCCGUCGACGCAGCCAUCGCCGAGAUUAUCUCGCAGCACGGCAAGAUCGAUAACCUCGUCACCUCCGCCGGCUUCACCGAGAACUUCGAGGCCAUUAACUACCCCAUCGAUCGCGUGCGCAAGCUCUGGGGCGUCAAUGUCGACGGUACAUACCUGUUUGCCAUUGCCGUGGCCAAGCACCUGAUGGAGCGCAAGGCGCCGGGCAGUAUGGUAUUUAUUGGGAGCAUGUCGGGCGCCAUUGUCAACGUGCCGCAACCGCAGGCACCAUACAACGCGGCGAAGGCGGCCGUGAGGCAUCUGGCGUCGAGUUUGGCGGUCGAAUGGGCGCCUGCGAAUAUUCGGGUCAACUGCAUCUCGCCGGGUUACAUGCUUACUGCUCUGACGAAGAAGAUCUUGGACGAUAACCCGGACUUGAAGAAGCAAUGGACUUCACUCAUUCCCCAGGGUAAGAUGGGCCAGCCAGAAGACCUGAUGGGUGCUGUCACUUUCCUAUCUUCGGACGCUUCUGCAUACGUUACUGGCAAGUUCUCUCCUUCACAUCCUCCUCAAAACUGGCUAAUGGUAAAAACAGGUGCCGAUCUCCGCGUCGACGGUGGAUACACUCUUACGUAG
Molecule: messenger RNA, 1239 nt
Organism: Drepanopeziza brunnea f. sp. 'multigermtubi' MB_m1
Lineage: Eukaryota; Fungi; Ascomycota; Leotiomycetes; Helotiales; Drepanopezizaceae
Source: RefSeq, a predicted model, not a curated record